AUGUCGAAACAAGACUCUCUCUAUCACAACUAUUUUGGUUCUUCUUCUUCUUCUUCUUCUUCUUCUUCUUCUUCUUCUUCUUCUUCUUCAUUAUUAUCCGUGUUUCUUCAGGGCUUUUCUUCCUUUUUUUCUCCCUCUAUCUUUUUAUCUCUUUUUUUCAUUAUUUUUUUUUUUUAUCUAUUAUCUAUUUCUUUUUAUUUUUAUUUCUCUCGCCAUCUAUCUGUCUAUCUAUUACGCCUGUUCAUAUCUAUCUAUCUAUCUAUCUAUCUAUCUAUCUAUCUAUCUAUCUAUCUAUCUCAUUUGUUCAUUUCCUUAUUUCUUUCUUUAAUCUAUUUUUUAUUUUUGCUCCUUCACUCAUUUUCUUUCUUCCAAUACCUUUUCUUAGUUUCUCCCUUUUCUUCCUUUCUUUCUCUCUUUACUUGUUUGUUUCUUUUUUCCACUCUUUUUCUCACUUCUUCUUCUUCUUCUUCAACCGUAUUUUCUCUUUCCUUUCUCUUUCACACUAUUAUACCUCUUCCUCACUUCCUUUCCCAUAAUCCCAACACUUUCUCCUCUUCCCUUACAGUUCCGGUGGAUUUAGCGCUGAAAGUAUGCAUCUCCCCUUAUUUAUUUAUUUAUUUAUUUAUUUAUUUAUCUAUCUAUCUAUCUAUCUAUCUAUCUAUCUAUCUAUCUAUCUAUCUCGGUAUAUUUAUAUGUCUGUAUUCCGUUGGAUAA
Messenger RNA from Acanthosepion pharaonis, 714 nucleotides. NCBI's taxonomy places the organism in Eukaryota, Metazoa, Mollusca, Cephalopoda, Sepiida, Sepiidae. The record is from the annotation of a GenBank genome assembly.